UCCUUAUUCUCUCACUCUCACACUCUCUGUCACACACACUUCCAUACACAUUUCCUUCUUCUUUCUCUCUCCUCUUUUUUUUGUUUGCCUAUUUCUUCAAUCAAAUCUAGGGUUCUAAUCCCCAAUUUUUCAUCCCCCAAUCUCCAUUUUUCGAUCGAUUUUUCACCUUUUUCAAUUCCAGAUCUACCGGAUAAAUAAGAAUAGAGGAUCCGGUCAUGAUCGUCUGAUUUAAACAGUUAAAGUGGAAUAAUCUUACCUGAAAAAUACUUGGUGGUAAGAUGAGAGGGAGAUCUGAUGAAGUACAAAAGAAGCGCUUGGUCACUGCUUUAGUGAGUGCAGCAGUUGUCCUUUGUUUUCUGUAUGUAUACCAGGGAUCUAUUUUUGGUUCACAAAGUAGUGGUGCAACAGCUUUAGAGUAUGGAAGCAAAUCUUUGAGAAAAUUGGGUUGGGGUGGGGAUGAAGAUGCAGAUGAUAUCUCCUCCAAGUUUUCCCUGGACGAUGCAGAUGAUGGUAUUAUGGUUAAAAGCUUCCCUGUCUGUGAUGAUCGGCAUUCGGAAUUGAUUCCAUGUCUGGACAGACAUCUGAUAUACCAACUGAGAUUGAAGUUGGACUUGUCUUUGAUGGAACACUAUGAAAGGCAUUGCCCUCCUCCAGAAAGGCGCUACAAUUGUUUGAUUCCUCCGCCUCAUGGGUACAAAGUCCCGAUCAAGUGGCCUAAAAGUAGAGAUGAAGUGUGGAAAGCUAAUAUACCUCACACUCACCUUGCUCAUGAGAAGUCUGAUCAAAAUUGGAUGGUUGUUAAAGGUGAAAAAAUUGUAUUUCCUGGUGGAGGUACUCACUUUCAUUAUGGUGCUGGCAAGUAUAUUGCUGCAAUGGCAAAUAUGCUCAACUUUUCAAACAAUGUCAUUAACGAUGAAGGCAGGCUGAGGACUGUUCUUGAUGUGGGGUGUGGUGUUGCAAGUUUUGGAGGUUAUCUUCUCUCAUCUGAUGUCAUAACUAUGUCCUUGGCACCAAAUGAUGUUCACCAGAACCAAAUCCAGUUUGCCUUAGAGAGAGGAAUUCCUGCUUAUCUUGGCGUUUUAGGCACAAAGAGAUUACCAUAUCCUAGCCGGUCGUUUGAACUUGCUCACUGCUCUCGAUGUAGAAUUGAUUGGCUUCAAAGGGACGGUAUACUUCUUCUUGAAUUAGAUAGGGUGCUGAGACCAGGAGGCUAUUUUGCCUACUCUUCUCCUGAAGCAUAUGCUCAGGAUGAAGAGGAUCUUAGGAUAUGGAGAGAGAUGAGUGCUCUUGUGAAGCGGAUGUGUUGGAAAAUAGCUGCAAAAAAAAACCAAACUGUCAUUUGGGUCAAGCCUUUGAACAAUGACUGCUACUUGCAGAGGCGCGCUGGUACUCAACCUCCCCUUUGCCGAUCAGAUGCUGACCCAGAUGCUGUUUUAGGUGUGAAUAUGGAAGCAUGUAUCACACCAUACUCUGAUCAUGAUCACAAGGCUGGUGGAGGUGAGUUGGCACCCUGGCCUGCUAGAUUGACUUCUCCUCCUCCUCGGCUUGCAGAUUUUGGCUAUUCAAAUGACAUGUUUGAAAAAGAUACGGAUAUGUGGGGUCGUAGAGUUGAGAAUUACUGGAACCUUUUAAGUCCCAAGAUCCAGUCUGAUACUAUAAGGAAUGUGAUGGAUAUGAAGGCACAUUUAGGAUCAUUUGCUGCUGCUUUGAAGGAUAAGGAUGUCUGGGUAAUGAAUGUUGUUCCAGAAGAUGGACCAAACACUCUUAAGGUUGUAUAUGAUCGUGGUCUUAUUGGGGCAGCUCACAACUGGUGUGAGGCCUUCUCAACAUAUCCUAGGACUUAUGAUCUACUCCAUGCCUGGAACAUCAUCUCUGACAUCGAGAGGAAAAGCUGUAGCCCUGAGGAUCUUCUACUUGAGAUGGAUCGAAUUCUCAGGCCUACUGGUUUUAUUAUUUUCCGAGACAAACAGUCCGUAGUGGACUAUGUAAAGAAAUACAUGUCAGCUUUGCAUUGGGAGGCAGUUGGAACAAGCGAUUCAAGUUCAGAUUCAGAUCAGGACGGGGAUGAAGUUGUAUUUAUUGUUCAAAAGAAGCUUUGGCUCUCAAGUCGAAACUCCAGGGAUGAAGAAUAAGCAAGUCCAAACACAAAGGUUCUGCUCUAUGCGCUCCUAAAUGUUCCAUCCGCUAGCCAUCAGUUCAGUUACAUCCUGUAGAAUUAACUUGAAAUUAUUUUAUUGUAUCCUGUUAUCGGCCUUUUUUGGUUAAGUUUUUUGUUUUACAAUUUUUUCCCCCUCUAUUUUAGUCUUGAAUGUAUUACCACUUAGGUUUUAGUUGAUUAGCCCAUAGACAAGAAAGCAUCUAUAGGCUACGAGUAUUUCUUAUUGGUUUAUUCCUCGAUAUAUGUUUUGAGCUUACUUACAUAUACUUUGGCCAUUCAUUAGUAAUUGUAACAAGACACUAUACUGCUGAAGUACACAAGGGGAUAUAAAUUUUAUAUACUACGUAUUGGCUUAAUAAGAAUGUCAUUAUUGUAUU
Messenger RNA from Chenopodium quinoa (quinoa), 2535 nucleotides. Its product is annotated as probable methyltransferase PMT3. Bases 279 to 2132 code for a protein of 617 amino acids. The record is from RefSeq and is a predicted model, not a curated record. NCBI's taxonomy places the organism in Eukaryota, Viridiplantae, Streptophyta, Magnoliopsida, Caryophyllales, Amaranthaceae. Gene Ontology annotation, cellular component: trans-Golgi network; endosome; cytoplasm. Gene Ontology annotation, molecular function: methyltransferase activity. The transcript has 8 exons.